AUGAGUACUAAUAAGCUAUCAUACGACUGCAAAACAUAUCGUUGGAGUUGGUCUUUGCUUGAAUUGAAGAGCUUUGUAGAACAACAUUUGAAGCUACAUGGCUCUUGGACGUCCCCUGGUGGCGAGGCGAAAGUCUUUCGUUCCGAGCAAUCGGACUUCUUAAUUAAAUGGUAUGGCGUAAGCUCCAAGAAGAUUGUAAUCCAAGUCGAUAAUGAAGAACACUACCUUGAGUUGUUAUUCCAAAGCCUAAUCAACACGUAUGAAAUUGACGAAAACAAUGAAAUGCAGUCUGAAGUUAUUGCUCUUGACGACUCGUGUACUGGGGAUGCAUUAGUAAUUUCAAAUACAGCGGAUAAAGCGACACAAAGUGUACACGAUGUCAAAUCUCAAGAUAACGAUCUAAAAUCUAACGAACUAGCGGUAAAAUCGACUGCAAAAGUUUGUGCAAACAAGAAUGAGCGUCUCAAUGGUUUCAAGGUAUGUUGUUAUAAUUGUACUUGUGGUAGCAACGUUACCAAAGCAGAAUUGGAGGGAAUAAAACUUGACAUGGCAGUUUUAGAGUCUCGACUGCUUGUCAGCGCCUCUCCCUUAGAGGAGAUCAAGUUAGAAAUUAAAACUUUAAAAACAAAAGAAAAUGAUAUGGAGGUUGUUAUUCGACGCCAAAAUGAGUUAAUUUGCAAAAUUAAUGAUGAAAAUAUGGUUCUCAAAUCUAAAUGA
Paramuricea clavata is the source of this 717-nucleotide messenger RNA. NCBI's taxonomy places the organism in Eukaryota, Metazoa, Cnidaria, Anthozoa, Malacalcyonacea, Plexauridae. The record is from the annotation of a GenBank genome assembly.